AUGAGUAGUAUGACUUUUUUUUUUAUUCUUGUGUGUAUAAUAGCUAUACUUUUUUUAGUUCUUAAUUUUGUUUUUGCACCUCAUAACCCUUAUCAAGAAAAAUAUAGUAUUUUUGAAUGUGGUUUUCAUAGUUUCUUAGGUCAAAAUAGAACACAAUUUGGUAUAAAGUUCUUUAUAUUUGGUUUAGUUUAUUUAUUAUUAGAUUUAGAAAUUAUAUCUAUAUAUCCCUAUGGUGUUAGUGAAUAUGAUAAUGGUAUAUAUGGUUUAGCCAUUGUACUUAUUUUCACUCUUAUUAUAACUGUAGGAUUUGUAUUUGAAUUAAGUAAAAAUGCUUUAAAAAUAGAUAGUAGACAAUCUCUUACUAAUUUAAAAAAAUCUAAUACAUAUUUAGAUACUUUCUCAGAAAAAUAA
This is a messenger RNA of Verticillium alfalfae VaMs.102, 411 nucleotides long. The record is from the annotation of a RefSeq genome assembly. Lineage: Eukaryota; Fungi; Ascomycota; Sordariomycetes; Glomerellales; Plectosphaerellaceae.